This is a messenger RNA of Rhineura floridana, 3808 nucleotides long. RefSeq names its product NDRG family member 3 (gene NDRG3). The transcript is spliced from 16 exons. Gene Ontology annotation, cellular component: cytoplasm. NCBI's taxonomy places the organism in Eukaryota, Metazoa, Chordata, Lepidosauria, Squamata, Rhineuridae. Gene Ontology annotation, biological process: signal transduction. Bases 161 to 1285 code for a protein of 374 amino acids. The record is from RefSeq and is a predicted model, not a curated record.
GCGCAGUGCGCUUGCGUAGUCGUUUCUCGACACACGCUGUUAUAGCUGCUGCUAGAGGAAGCAGCAGCCGCCGUCGCGGUUCUCCUGUGCAGUGUUUGCCUGUCAGGGGAAGCAGGAGCACUUUGUUGUUUCAAAGCUAACUUUAGUGUUCUCGGGAAACAUGGAUGAAUUGCAAGACGUCCAGUUGACAGAGAUCAAGCCCCUCCUGAAUGAUAAGAAUUCAGCUCGAAACUUCCAGGACUUUGACUGUCAGGAGCAUGACAUUGAGACGGCUUGUGGUGUUGUUCAUGUCACUAUGCGGGGCAUGCCAAAGGGAAACAGGCCCGCCAUCCUCACAUACCAUGAUAUUGGCCUCAACCAUAAAUCCUGUUUCAAUGCUUUUUUCAACUUUGAAGACAUGCAGGAAAUCACUCAACACUUUGCUGUAUGCCAUGUUGAUGCACCAGGACAACAAGAAGGGGCUCCCCCUUUUCCCUCUGGAUACCAGUACCCCUCGGUUGAUGAAUUAGCUGAAAUGCUCCCUGCUGUUCUUACACAUCUGAGCCUGAAAAAUGUAAUUGGGAUUGGAGUUGGAGCUGGUGCUUAUAUCCUUAGCAAGUUUGCAUUGAAUCACCCUGACUUGGUCGAAGGCAUGGUUCUUAUUAAUGUUGACCCAUGUGCAAAAGGCUGGAUUGACUGGGCAGCAUCCAAGUUUUCUGGGUGGACAACCAACAUUGUGGAUAUUGUUCUGGCUCACCAUUUUGGUCAUGAAGAGCUGCAAGCUAACUUGGAUCUGAUCCAGACAUACAGACUUCAUAUUGCACAGGACAUAAAUCAAGAAAACCUUCAGCUCUUUGUCACCUCCUAUAACAGCCGUAGAGAUCUGGAUAUUGAGAGACCAAUCUUGGGUGCGAAUGAAGAAGCAGGAAAAACACUCAAGUGUCCUGUCUUAUUAGUGGUUGGGGACAGUUCACCUGCAGUUGAAGCUGUGGUUGAAUGCAAUUCACGGCUGGAUCCAAUGAACACAACACUCUUGAAGAUGGCAGACUGUGGAGGGCUGCCUCAAGUUGUUCAGCCUGGGAAACUGACUGAAGCCUUCAAGUACUUUGUGCAGGGAAUGGGCUACAUGCCAUCUGCUAGCAUGACCAGACUGAUGCGCUCCCGGACCCAGUCAUCUUCCAGCGUAGGCUCCGGAGAAAGCGCCCAAACACGGUCUCAGACCAGCAACCCAGGAGAGGCAGCAGCUGGAAUUCCUGGAGCAGCUGAUGUCCACGAUACUCCUCAGACGAUGGAAGUGUCCUGCUAAGCAAGCAAUCUCCUUAUGUACCCAGACAGUCCCUCUUCUCCCCUUCUGAGCCCACCCAGAAUCCAGUCAGUGUUCAUCCAAACAUGUGGCAUUAACCAGUUAUUCCCUCCUACCUUGUGCCUGCCUAUCCUGCCUGCCACCUUCUCAGCUAUUUGUCUCUCUGACUUUGUUUUUGGAUUUUUUUUUGUAUUGGCUACAGAAAUGUAGGGUGUGUUCAGAUGUAGCUGAAAACAGGAGUGGGGUUGUGGGGAUUUUUUGGGGGGGGGGAGGUUCUGCAAGGUGAGCUCGACUUUCUCCCUGCCUUUGCUCCUGUGCUAACACACAGUCAAAAGCUGUCUCUUUCCUUUCUUGCCACUACUCCAUGCUUUCAUUUUUAUCUGCUUGAAAUGUUUGGCAUUUUAAAAAGGGGUUUCCUUUGUGUAUGUGUGUGUGGGCUUGUUUUUUACUGUUGGAAAAUGCUCUGAGAAAGUGGGGAGGCUUAAUGACUGACCCCCAAAGCUCAGCCAUUUGGUGCUGUGCAGAGCUCUGCUGUGAAAAGUGAGGAAAGGGGACCUUUAUGGGUGACACAAGGGCUGGCCAGUUAAUGCUGUGCAAAUCCAUUUUCUGCUCAUACUGGAAAAGCAGAAUCCUCCAAGCUCAGUAUAGAGAAGAAGACAGUACGUGUGUUGCAAAUGUAGUGAGUGCACUUCCACAAUAGGCUCACCACUGAAACUAUGUACAUCUGUACUCACCCAUUACUGCUAACAUUCCAUUGGUGCUAGCAGAGAGUUACUGUAUAUGAAGGUUCCAUCCUUUCUCCCCUGAAUUCCUGUGUUGUCAAACCAUGUGAAAGUGGUGGGUCUCCUGUUUUUUAUUUUAAAAAUCCAAAUCGUUUCUGUGGCUUAUGCACUUAGAACUGCUUUCUAGUUGUGCUUCUGCUGAAGGUUAUUAGGGCUCUUGGCUGCAGUCUUUACAAUGUCUUUGGGGUGGGCUAAAAAAUCAGUGUGUUAAAACUUCAGGGGUGGGUGUUGAAUUCUGUACUGUCUGAACUCCUGAGUGGAUCCCAGCAUACUGCAUAAUUUGAUAUUGUAGGAAAGUUUAGGUCUUUCACAGUUGAGUGAAUGAAAGGCUUGCCUUUCUUGUAAGUCUACAAAAGGAUCUCUUACCAGGGCUGUUGGGCCACUGAUUAAAGGAAAGGGCAAGCCUUCUAAUGAGUCUAACUCUCCCUAAUGAAGGUGCCCUAUUCAGCAGUGUGCAAGGGAUUUAUUUACACACUGCAGUAGCCAGAAGGCUGCAUUAUGGAGACUUUAGAAAUGGAUCUGGAUGAUAUUUAGAAUGACUUGACUUUUUACCACCCAGAGGGGAGGGGGGAACCAGUGCUUCCCCAAGCUGAGGACAAAAUAAGACUUGGUUUAAGGUGUUUAUGCAAAUAUCCUAUACCAAUGGUUACAAAAGAAUAACUUGUGCAAUCAAUUACAUGUGUUAAACAGCCACGCUCUCUAAAAUGAAACUAAGAUUCAGAAAUAUAUUUAAUGAUUGAUAUACUUAAUUUCUAAAUCAUUGGUGAAGGUUUUAGAUUUUUCAGCCUAGGACCAAGUAGCCACACAAAGUUCUACAAUAAAAUACCAAUUUUGAUGUAGCGGAGAGACCAAACAGGCUUCAUAAUUUUGAAUGGAUAAAAAUUUGAGAAAUAUUUAUUUGAUGUUUGCUAAAUUUGCUGAACACUGAUGCAUUAUAGUUACCAUGCCAAUUGUAUGAAUAUGCAUGUAGUCUUUUUUUUCAUUUACCUGGUUAAAAAACUGGCAUUUUAAAAACUGCCCUGAAUAGGGUUGUGAAUACAACUACACCUUCUUCUUGGGUAAUUCCCAAACCUUUUAAUUAUGAAACAUGCUGUUGGCAAUUUGUGGGAAUAAUUUAAUGAUCUGGUCAGCUGAGAUUUCAGAUUACACCUUAGGACAUCUGGAGGAUCAGCACUCAAUUCUAUAGUCUUUCUCCAAACCAUUGUAUUGUGGCAAAAACAUGGGAGGUGGCGGUGGAACUAUUUUGGAUCUGUUCUGUUCUGCUUGCAUCAUGCAGGCCUCUUGAACUUCUAUUGGAUUAAGGGAAUGCACUGACGUACUGUAUAUUGUAACAGUGUGCACUGUUUGAGGCCUGUUUUUUAUAUAUUUUUCAUAGGCUGAUAUUAAACUCUUACUAUCUGACAAAUUCAGCAUUCUUGAUGGAAGUGGAAGGUUUGCCCUGGGAGUUAGAAAGUUCCUAGAUUGUAUUGAUGUCCUGAAUUUAAAACAGUGUUGCUAUUCUGCUUCCGGUUGGGUCACAGAAGACCAGAAGUGUGUGAUCUCAUGGGAAGUGAGAGAGCUGCUGAUGGAAAGAGAUAUGCAGCUGACUUAUUUAUGACACGAUGGCAGAAUAUCUUUGGCUCAUGGGGCCAAGAUCCUUGGGGAAAACCAGGUUCAGCUCUGUUUCAGGUAUGGAACUGGGAGAUUCUGCCUGAGAGGAAAUUCGUACCAGUUAAAUAAAGCUAUAAUCAAUACUCAUUGUUAA